CCUCAUUGAGGAAAGGAUAAGGGGUCUCUUAAAAAGGUUAAAUGUGUUUUAGUAACCAGAAAUUUCCAAGUCGUUAUUUUAAAAGAACCAAAUUUACACAUUUCCCAGAGAGGGGAGAUAUAUCCCAAUACCUAAAGUCCUGUUCCAGAAAAAAACAAAACACAUGGCCCUGACCAAACAUUACCAGGCUCCAUGCGGGACGACCCUCGCUCCCAUUUUCACUGUCCGGGAAAACAUGAUAGAGACCACAACUAACUACCCUGGGCCUAGUGGGGUUCCAGACCUCUAAGGCCAGAUCUUCAGGAGGAGCUGAUAUGAGGGUCUAGAGAAGGAAUGUGGAGCUGUCCGGGUCGACCGGAGGGAGCCGCGCCCCAGCUCCCAGUGCGUCAGAAGGCGGACAAGGGCGACUUGGAUCCCUGCCAAGGAACUUUCCGGGGCACCAGAGCGCAACGCUCUCGUUGCCCUUGCGCACUGCCAUCUUCCUGGACUGUCCUUCGCCCUUCCGUAGCCUCGGUCCCUUUAAGAGGUCUGCGCACACAGGACCUCGCUUCCGCUAUGGCCGUUCAGCUGCUGGAGGAGGACCUGGUGACUUGUCCCAUCUGCCUGGGUCGCUACUGCGACCCGGUGACGCUGCCCUGCGGGCACACCUUCUGCGGGAACUGUAUCCAGGAUUCGUGGCGCUGCUGCGAAAAGAUAUGCCCCGAAUGUCGCCAGCCUUUCCCCGAGGGCGCCAAGCUGAGCCGCAACGUGAAGCUGAGCACCUUGUUGCAGGGGCUGCCCGCCGCCAUCCAGCGUCUGGAGUCCGGCACGAGCCAAAGCGCUCGCUGCCCGCGCCACGGGAGGCCGCUCGAGUUCUUCUGUCGUACGGAGGGCCUCUGCGUGUGCAGCGCGUGCACGGUGCACGACUGUAGCCACCACGAGAGGGCGCUGCUGGACGUGGAGCGCCGCGUGCGCGAGGACCGACUGAGAGCUAGGGUAAUGGUUACCCGGCAACAGGCCACUCAGGCAGAGACCCAGCUUCAGGAGCUGCAGCAGCAAAGCAGUCGGAUUGAGAGUUCAGCCCGCACCCUGGCCUCGGUGGUCUCCAGGAGAUUCAGUAGCCUGCUCCAGGUUCUGGAGAAGCAGCAGGCCUCAACACUGCGUGACAUAGAGGGAGCCAAGAAGCGGGCGCUGGACCAAGUUCUGCAUGAGAGACAGCGGCUGACUGACCACCUAAAGGCCCUGUCUCAGUACGACCAAAGUGUCCAGGAUCUCCUGGGGCAGGGGGAUGAUUUCAUCUUCUUCCAGGGGUUACAGCAGCUCUCUGAGCCCAUAGGGUCCCUCGGGCCACCGACUCCUCCCCAGUGGGAUGAGGAAGAGCAGUUGAACAGUGUGAACCAGCUGCUGAGCCCACUGUGUGAGCUCCUCCUUGAAGAGAAGACGCUCCCCACGGCGGCAGACAAAGCUGCCAGUGCUGGCCCUGCGGAGGCCUUGGGUCCCCUGGCACCAGUCCCCAGCGCAGUGUGUCCACUGAGGAAGAAGCUCUGGCAGAAUUAUCGCAAUCUGACCUUUGACCCAGAGACCGCCAACCGGUAUUUGCUCUUGUCUCACAAGGCCCAGCGGGUGACACACCAUUUCCAGGCUCAGAGCCCAGCCAGAUCAGGCAGCUUUGAGCUGUGGCAGGUACAGUGCACCCAGAGUUUUCAGACUGGACAACAUUACUGGGAGGUGCGUGCCUCUGACCACUCCGUCACUCUGGGCGUCACCUACCCAGAGCUACCACGCCGAAAGCUGGGGACCCACACGGAUAACAUCGGUCGUGGACCCUACUCCUGGGGCCUCUGCAUCCAGGAGGACAGUAUCCAGGCCUGGCACAAUGGCAGAGCUCAGCGUCUGAGUCGGGCAGGGGUAUCUGGAGGACUCCUGGGCGUAGAUUUGAACUUGACCUCUGGCUGCCUCACCUUCUACAGCCUGGAGCCACACACACAGCCACUGCACACUUUCUGUGCAGUUUUCAGCCGGCCUCUCUUCCCUGUCUUCUGGCUCCUUGAGGGGAGGACCCUCAGUCUUUGCCAUCAGCCUGAGGCCGAGCUCCCUCCAAGGCCCCAGGACGAGGCCACAGCACCCAGCUGAGGAAGGCACAGACAGGUGCCUGUG
Molecule: messenger RNA, 2136 nt
Organism: Rattus rattus (black rat)
Lineage: Eukaryota; Metazoa; Chordata; Mammalia; Rodentia; Muridae
Gene: Trim65
Product: tripartite motif containing 65
Exons: 6
Coding region: 334-2112 (592 amino acids)
Biological process (GO): positive regulation of autophagy
Molecular function (GO): protein binding; zinc ion binding
Source: RefSeq, a predicted model, not a curated record